Messenger RNA from Eurytemora carolleeae, 405 nucleotides. Its product is annotated as protein MANBAL. The record is from RefSeq and is a predicted model, not a curated record. The coding region runs from base 16 to 300 and encodes 94 amino acids. NCBI's taxonomy places the organism in Eukaryota, Metazoa, Arthropoda, Copepoda, Calanoida, Temoridae. The transcript is spliced from 4 exons. Gene Ontology annotation, cellular component: membrane.
GAUAAAUAAAUAAAGAUGGAGGAUGUUGAUGAUGUUCUAAGUUAUCUGAAGCUGGAUCCUGAUCAUCAUGAAAAGAUUGCUGCUCUCAUUCCUAAAGAAACCUGGUAUGAGCAGUUAAUAAGAUACGGACUCUAUAUUGGUGCUGUCUUCCAGCUUGUUUGUAUUUUGGCUGUUAUUCUGCUGCCAUCGUCAGAGAAAGAGAAGGAAGUGGAAGAUGAUGACAAGAGUCGUGCCUCCUCCCCCACCAGUCAGUCGGGUCGUACCAAGCAGAAAAAGAAAACCAAGAAAAAACUUGCCUAGAAAAUUUUCAUAUGUUUUUUUGUGUAUGAUGUUGAUUAAUACUCAAUGUUAUUUCUAUUUGCUAAAAAUUGUAUAGUACACAUUCCAUAUACCAUGAAUCUCGCA